UCUAAACGACAAAAACUGAGAGACACACACACAGAGAGAGAGAGAGAGUCAGAGAGAGAGAGAGAGUUUCGUAACUUAGGGAAGUUUUGUGGAGCCAUCGAUCACUGGACCGUCUUGUUUUUUUUCUGAGCCUGAUGUCAGUGACACGGCGGAGGCCUGAUCGUCGCCUGCGUCACUUUUUCAGCGGACUUGUCUAAUUGAGUUUAUCGGGAGCCUUUGCCGCUCAGCAAGGCAGCUGUGAAACUACCGUCUCUCCUCCCCGGGAAUAGACCGUAUACUCCAUCUGAGAAGAGCCUGGCCUGUGCAGCCAUGCUGAUGUAUGAUUACCCUCUGAAGACAGACAUGGAGACGUCAUUCUACUCUUCGUUAGUGAAAACCCCGGAGCCGUACGGAGUGAUCUUCCCCCAUCCCUCACCCCUCUACCACAGGCACAUGCACGCGUUCACCCAGUCCCACACCCCCAGCAACCCCACACACACCCAGCUGGAGCCGGUGGACCUGUCGCUCAGCAAGCGCUCCUCCUCCAGCUCCUCAUCCUCCUCCCCUCCCUGCUCCUCCGCUUCCUCCCCGGUCUCCUCGCGCAGCUCCCCGCCUUCGCCUUACAGCAUGGCGAGCCGCGCCUCCCCCCGCUGUUCCCCACCGCACUCCCAGCUGCGCUCCUCGCCCUCCCACACCGUCCCACCGCCCACCCCCUCGCUUCCUUAUCCUGCCAUGGUGGCUCCACUCAUCAGCUCGGGCUCAGGGGUCAUGGUGUCUCCGGUCAUGGUGCCUCUGUCAGUCCUCUACUCCUCGCCUCUCCACCUGCACCAGCCGAUAAUGGUGAGCCCACCUGUCGCCUGUGAUGACGACCAUCAUCGGAGCAGGGAGCACAAGACAGUUCACUCUACGAAGCCCCUGGAGCUGCGAGGCGACGCCCACGACCUGCACAAGCCAAUCAAAACAGAGCCUUGCCCCGAGCUCGCUCAUGACCUCCACAGCAGCCAUGAGAUGAAAUCAUCGGUCAUCAGGAUACAGCAUGAGUACGAGGGCAACAACCCAUCGGUAAUAGUUCACUCGGGCACAAAGCAUCCUCUCCCCGCUGACUCUCCAGACUCGCUGAAAAAGAGACGGAUCCACCGCUGCGACUUCACCGGCUGCAACAAAGUGUACACCAAGAGUUCCCACCUCAAAGCGCACCGCAGGACACACACCGGUGAGAAACCCUACAAGUGCAUGUGGGAGGGCUGCACGUGGAAGUUCGCCCGUUCAGACGAGCUGACGAGACACUUCCGCAAGCACACGGGGAUCAAACCGUUCCAGUGUCCCGACUGUGAACGCAGCUUCUCCCGCUCCGACCACCUGGCUUUGCACAAGAAACGCCACCUCCUGGUGUGAAACAGCAACGGAGCAACUUGAAAGAAACUACUCGGUGCUCGGUGUUUCAACGUCGGACUGUACCACUUUUUUUUCUUUUGAAGAGCUGGCCUUUGACAUGGGACAGGGGGAGUGGGGGAAAUAUUCCUCAGGGUGCAAGUUGUAGACCCUUUCACCUCAUUAGCCUGAAUAAUGAGCUGGUGUCAUCCGUCAGAUUUAUCCAUCAGUUCAUUUUGACUUUAUAACAGGAGCUUGGGUGUUGUACCAGACCUCUGAUCAGCUGUGGAAGGUCCUGACACUUUUGUUUUUCUUUAAAAAAAAAGGAGGCUGCAGCAUCUCAGCCGGCCUGAGAACAGCCGCCCUCUUGUGGCCACAGAACCAAACUGCAUCCACACCCGCUCUGUUAAAGCCGCACAGCAUGCUCAUCAAGCUUCUUUUUGCAACAUCAACUCUAGUUUCCUUGCAUGCUUUCAAGUAAAGAUUGUGGACUUAGACACACACACACACACAAACACACCACUUGCUAGCUAGGCCAAUAUAAUGUGAAACUUUCCAGAAUGUAUCAUAUCACACCUACUGUGCAUGUUGUGUCAUACAUAACUCAGCUUUCUUUCAUCAGCACAGCUACCUGGAACAUAAUGCUAAUGCUAACUCCUCCAUCAUGGAUCAACCACAUAGAAAAACACCACACACCUCAUCUGCCUCUACCAGCUUAUGCUAUGAAGUGUAAAAAAAGUAAACAAAAACAGAAAAACAGGUAGCUUAUGCUUGCUUUCUCUUGUACAUACAUACAUGCACAUAUUUAACAGCACACACAGCAGUACACAUGCACUUAAUAAAAGCAGCUCAGUCUUUUGUGCUUUUGGUAUUUGGGUUGACAAAAAACGGGCACUGUGGGUCUCAUUCAUUGUCAGAGUAAAGUGUUUUUUAUGUUUUCAUUCAGAAAUGUGAACGUUGCUGCACAGGGGCAUUAUUGUGUUAGUGUGAGGAAAAGACACCACUCGGUUGGUUUAAGGGUAGAAGCAAUGAAAUGUUUUGAGUCUUACCGAUGUUUAUGUAUCUAUGAACUAUUGUUUGGUUUGUCAUGUGACACCGUGGUAGCCUUUUUUUUAUUAUAUGACAUUUUUAUAUGGGAAAAAUACAAAGUGCAAAGCAGGGAAAUUUGCUCAUUAAUUUUUGUUUUUCAGGAGGAGAUGCGUUUUAUUCUAGUGUGUCUUACGGGACGUCUGUUUCGAAAGAAAAUGCCAUUUAAUUUGGCAUUGCUCAAUAUUGCAGUACACCCAUGUGAUCCUAAUCAAAGGCUGUAAGGUAGAAAAUAAUUUUCUAUAACACCAUCAGUUUUCUGAAUGCCAUCACCACUUUAGAGCAUGAUCUUUUUACAGCUUCUGGAGAACAAAAUAGUUUUGUGUAUAGCGUCUUUGUACAUCUCUAAUGUGCACUUUAUAUACAAACAUAUUUAUAUAUAUAUAUAUAUAUAUAUAUAUAUACAUUGUGACAAAUAAAAGGAAAAACCUGAAUAAAUGAGUGGAGAAACAUGCUCCAGUGGUGCUCCAUCCCUCCAUUAGAGCUCUAAGGUGCAAGGCCAAGGUGCAUUGGCAGCUCAUGAGUCCCUACACCUCAUUAAGACACUUUAUGUUGUUUUUUCCUUUAAUUUGUCGUCCAUCUGUAUAUGUAUAUUUAUAUAUAAAACAUUCCCAAAGCCAAACAUUUUUAAACAGGUUUUUUCUAUUCAUAGAUCUGCUGGUCAGUAGUUUGAUCAGAAACAUCCAACAGGAGUCUUGGGUCAUUUUCUAAUCAUGUAAUGCCAGAGGAAGGUUUGACCCUUUCUAACAGGCAAAUCACAUGUGCACACACAAAUACACAUACAUACCGAAUGUAGCGGCUCAACUGAUCUGCAUUUGCUCCUCGAUACUCUUUGCAAUUUUUUGCUUGUACAUGUUUUUAUAUCUCUGCAAAUAUAAGUUGUAAUAUAUAUACAUAUAUAUAUAUUUUAUAAUUGAUUAUUAGACUGAAAGGGCAAUUAAAGGUUUUUAUUAAGCAUGAUUUUGAUACUCUCAUAAUAAUGGAUAUUAUACAUUUCUAUAAUGUUGUGUCUAUAAUGAACUCUAUCUCUUUUUAAUCUAAACGUUGGCUAUUCAAAGGGAACAUGUUAAACUGUGAACGUAUAACUGUACAGGUCUAUCUGCAAUUUCGCAUUUAUUUUAAAACAGAAUAUUCAUACCACUUAAUAAACUUAUUGACAGUA
Lates calcarifer (barramundi perch) is the source of this 3598-nucleotide messenger RNA. It is a transcript of the gene klf3, whose product is annotated as Kruppel-like factor 3 (basic). Gene Ontology annotation, molecular function: DNA-binding transcription factor activity, RNA polymerase II-specific; RNA polymerase II cis-regulatory region sequence-specific DNA binding. Gene Ontology annotation, biological process: regulation of transcription by RNA polymerase II. The transcript has 6 exons. The record is from RefSeq and is a predicted model, not a curated record. Bases 310 to 1374 code for a protein of 354 amino acids. Lineage: Eukaryota; Metazoa; Chordata; Actinopteri; Centropomidae.